AUGACGGUCACGGUGGUCCAGAGACAUGGCGGAGCAAACGGCAUCAGCUUCAUGCCGGAGCGCCUGCCUCCACUGGGCGGCGACUCUGAAUACCUGGAGGGCAUCACACACGAGGGCCUGCGCGGUGUGCUGCAGCAGGUGUUGGAGCGUGAUGGCGCGGAGCGGGAGUUCAUGUCUGCCGUCCACGAGAUCAUCUUCCGGGUGCCAUGGCUGGACGACCGGGGCCAGCUGCAGGUCAACAGGGGCUUCCGCGUGCAGUUCAGCUCCGCCAUCGGCCCCUACAAGGGCGGCCUCCGCUUCAGGGAUGGGGUGAACCUGAGCAUCAUCAAGUUCCUGGGCUUUGAGCAGUGCUUCAAGAACGCUUUGACGACGCUGCCCAUGGGCGGUGGCAAGGCAAGCCGCAGCCGCAGGGCGGGCGGGUCCGACUUUGAGCCCAAGGGGCGCAGCGAUGCAGAAAUAAUGAAGUUCUGCCAAAGCUUCAUGUCUGAGCUGUACCACCACAUUGGCCACUACACCGAUGUGCCGGCUGGCGACAUUGGGGUGGGCGCCAAGGAGAUUGGCUACCUUUUUGGCCAGUACAAGCGCCUAACGCGCUGUCACACCGGCACGCUGACGGGCAAGGGGCUGGAGUGGGGCGGCAGCCUGAUGCGCCCCGAGGCGACCGGCUUCGGCGCCGUCUACUUUGCCGGCGAGCUGCUGGCGGAUGUGGGGGACAGCCUGAAGGGCAAGCGCUGCAUCGUGUCUGGCAGCGGCAACGUGGCCCAGCACUGCGCCAUGAAGCUCCUGGAGGAGGGAGCGGUGGUUCUGGCCAUGAGCGACAGCCGCGGCUACGUCUAUCAGGAGGAGGGUCUUACCCGCGACCAGAUAAUGGAGAUCAAGGGGCGGCGCAGCGGGCGGCUGGAGGAGUACACCUCGCCCACUGCGCAGUAUGUGGGCGACAAGGGGCGCCGCGUGUGGCAGCUGGCCAUACCGGUCGACAUGGCUUUCCCGUGCGCGACACAGCAUGAACUGGACCGGGACGAUGCCGUCGCGCUGGCAGAGCACGGCUGCAAGUAUGUGUUUGAAGGCGCCAACAUGCCAUGCACCCCCGCCGCCACCAAGGUCUUCCAGGACCGCGGCAUCAUGUACGGGCCGGGCAAGGCGGUGAAUGCAGGCGGUGUGGCGGUGUCGGGGCUGGAGAUGAGCCAGGACCGCAUCGGCCUGCAGUGGAGCCGCGAGGAGCCCGACCCUGCACUCCACGAGUGGCUGCCGGUGGUACAGGUGGAUGCCAAGCUGCGUGGCAUCAUGAGGAGUAUCUACCAGACCGCCAAGGCGGCCGCCAAGGAGUAUGAUGUCAGCCUGGCAGCAGGUGCUAACAUAGCUGGCUUCCUGAAAGUGGCUGAGGCACAGCUGGCGCAGGGCGCGGUGUGA
This is a messenger RNA of Chlorella variabilis, 1410 nucleotides long. RefSeq lists its product as hypothetical. The transcript has 13 exons. Gene Ontology annotation, molecular function: L-glutamate dehydrogenase (NADP+) activity. The coding region runs from base 1 to 1410 and encodes 469 amino acids. Gene Ontology annotation, cellular component: cytosol. The record is from RefSeq and is a predicted model, not a curated record. Lineage: Eukaryota; Viridiplantae; Chlorophyta; Trebouxiophyceae; Chlorellales; Chlorellaceae.